AUGGCGAAUCCGGAUCCAUUACCUGAUGCUUUGCUUGCUGCUGCUGUGCUUCCACCACCUAAUUUUUCAAUUGAUGCUUUCGACAAGAUAAAGUUGAAAUGGAUGCGGUGGGUGGAACGACUGGAAACUGCUUUUUCCAUCUUCGGGAUUGCUGACGCUGUGAUGCGGAAAAAUCUACUAUUGCAUCAUAUGGGUCCCGAAACGUACGAUGUCAUUUGCGACAAAAUUGCACCAGAGGUUCCCCGAGACAAAACGUACGAGCAAAUUGUCGUUACCCUGGAAGGAUUUUUCAACCCCCAGCCUUUGGAAAUAAGUGAAAAUUUCCGGUUCAUGUGUCGCCGGCAAGGUGACAAGAAUGCUGCUUCCCCCGAUGAAUCUGUGGACGAAUAUUUAGUGUCCCUCCGCCGAAUUGCUGUUACGUGCAACUUUGGUGAUUAUCUUGACACGGCGCUGCGAAACCAGCUGGUAUUCGGGAUAAAACGAAACGAUAUCCGAAGUCGGCUAUUGGAAAGAAGGAUCCUUACCCUUCAGGAAGCCCGUGACAUUGCUGUUAGUAUGGAGCUGUCGCGGAAAGGCGGAGCUGAGAUCGAGGGAAACUUGGCGAAGCAAGAAGUCUUCGCGCUGCGCCGGAUGAAAGGUAAAAGUGCUAAAAAAUUGAAAUUAGUGAAAAAGGGAAAUCCUCCACGAAUGUGCAUCCAAACGCGGGCAAGGUUAGCUGUUUUCGCUGUGGGGAUAAAUCUCACCUUGCAAAUGCAUGGGCAUCUCGCAAAAGUGUGUAUGAAAAAGAACGCGAAAGCGAACGAUACUUCUGGUCGUGCCGGGAAUACAGCAAACGUAGCUCAGACGAAUUACGUCGAUCAAUCCGGUAAUAGUGCGAAGCCUACUAAUGCGGAAGUGCGCGAAGUGUGUACCGUCGAGUCGAUGCCAGGAAAUACGAAAUUCUGGCUCGAAGUGCGUGUAAACGGAUCGAAUAUUCGGUUUGAGGUCGACACUGGAUCGCCAGUCAGUAUUAUCAGUGCUAGGCUCCGGAAAAGCCUGUUUUCGAAGGCGCGGUUGCGUGUGUGCGAUACGAAUCUUAUUAGUUACUGCAACAACAGCAUCGAUGUGCUGGGUAUCAUCGACGCGCGGGUGGAAUCCGACGACAAGAUUAUUACGUUACCGUUGUAUGUGGUGAAUUCCGAUAAACAUCCAUUGCUGGGAAGAGAGUGGCUAAAAGUUUUGUCGGUUGACUGGAAUAAGGUACUCCGGGGACCGAGUGCUGUUAAUACAAUUGCUGCUGCCGCUGCUUCUAUUUCUACUGCUGCUGCGCUCGAAGAAGUGUUGGCGAAGUACCCGAGGGUGUUCGAUAAUUCAAUCGGUAAAAUUUCCAGUGUCCAAGCCAACUUACCGUUGAAGAGUAAUGUGCGUCCUGUGUUCGUGAAAGCAAGGAAGAUGCCCUUCAAUAUGCAAAAAAUCGUGGAGAACGAAUUGGAUAAACUCGUUUCGGAGGGAGUACUUACAAAAGUUAACCAAAGCAAUUGGGCGACACCAAUCGUUCCUGUGAAGAAGUCCCAAAAUCGUGUGCGGAUUUGCGGGGACUAUAAACAAACUGUGAAUCCAAAUCUCGUGGUGGACAAGCAUCCACUACCUACUGUGGACGAAUUGUUUGCUUCGUUGGCUGGUGGAAUCAAAUUUACUAAAAUUGAUCUCGUUCAAGCAUACUUGCAAAUGGAAGUCGCUCCUGAGGAUCGAGAAAUUUUAACAUUGAGUACUCACAGAGGUUUGUACCGUCCAAAUCGUCUGAUGUACGGCGUCGCUUCGGCGCCAGCAAUCUGGCAACGUCAGAUGGAAAUAAUACUGCAGGGAAUUGACGGAGUCAGCGUGUUUCUGGACGACAUAAAAAUCUCUGGUGCUGAUGAUGAAACUCAUUUGCGUCGGCUGGAAGAGGUUCUUCGGCGACUAAAUUUACAUGGUAUUCGUGUGAACAAGGAGAAAUGCGACUUCUUUGUUGACACGAUUGAAUAUUGCGGGUACCUGAUUGAUAAGGAUGGUAUCCAUAAACUGCGUAAGAAGAUUGAAGCGAUCCAGAAAAUGCCCCGACCGAAAAAUAAGGACGAAGUUCGGUCGUUCGUGGGAUUAAUCAAUUACUACGGUCGGUUUUUCGAGAAUCUGAGCACUGUGCUGUAUCCUCUGAACAACCUAUUGAAACAUGAAGUGCCCUUCAAGUGGACUAAUCAAUGCGAAGUGUCCUUCCGGAAGGUGAAGGAACAAAUGCAGUCCGACAGUUUCCUUGUCCACUAUUCGCCCGAACUACCGCUGCUGCUUGCCACGGAUGCAUCACCUUACGGAGUUGGUGCUGUGUUAAGCCAUGUAUACCCCGACGGUACUGAGCGUCCGAUACAGUUCGCGUCUCAAACCUUGAGCCGAGUACAACAAAACUACAUGCAGGUGGAUAAAGAAGCGUACGCUAUUAUUUUCGGCGUAAAGAAGCUUUUCCAAUUCUUGUACGGUCGGAAGUUUACCCUGAUUACGGAUAACCAGGCGAUUUCGAAAAUCUUCGGAGAGCACAGGGGAUUGCCUGUCAUGUCCGCAUUGCAAAUGCAACACUAUGCAACCUAUUUGCAGUCGUUCGACUACGAGAUACGCUUCAGGAAGUCUACUGAUCAUGCGAAUGCUGAUGCCAUGUCACGCUUUCCGCUUUUACGUGCUGAUCCAGAUAACGAAAUUGAAGAAUCUGAUGUCAUAGAGUUGAAUCAAAUUGAUACCUUGCCGCUUACAGCUGCUGAGCUAGCGCAGGCUACCGCGGAGGAUCAAGCAGUGCGCAAUUUGAUUCAAGGUAUUAAGUACGGGAAACCUGUGGAAGGUGGAGACCGAUUCGGAGUGGACCAGAUCGAGUUUUCACUUCAGAAGGGAUGUCUACUCAGAGGAAUACGUGUAUAUGUGCCUGCCAUUUUGCGAAAACGAGUGUUGGAGGAGCUACAUUCCACGCACUUUGGAACAACCCGUACGAAAUCAUUAGCCAGAGGUUACUGCUGGUGGGUAGGCAUGGAUCGAGAAAUCGAAGAAAUGGUUUCAAACUGUGCUGAAUGUCAAUCGGUGAGACCAGAACCUGCGAAGAUGAGACUGCACUGCUGGGAAACUCCUACGGAACCUUUCCAGAGAGUUCACGUGGAUUUUGCGGGUCCUUUUAUGGACACAUACUUCUUCAUACUGGUUGAUGCGUACAGCAAGUGGCCGGAAAUCAAAGUUUGCAGGUCGAUUACAGCUGAGAACACGGUGAACAUGUGUCGUGAAAUCUUCAGUACGUUCGGUAUUCCGUCAGUAUUAGUAAGCGACCAUGGCGUUCAAUUCACUUCGGAAACAUUUCAGCAGUUCUUACGAAUGAACGGGGUAAUGCACAAAAUGGGAGCACCGUAUCAUCCUGCUACUAAUGGACAGGCUGAGCGCUACGUCCAAACGUUUAAACAGAAAUUGAAGGCCUUGAAGUGCACAAAGUCUCAACUCAAUUUGGAGCUGUCAAACAUUUUGCUAACCUACCGGAAAAUGCUACAUCCUUCUACAGGACAAUCACCUUCGAUGUUAAUGUUCGGUCGGCAGAUUCGAUCGAGGCUAGAUCUACUUUUGCCGAAGAAUGAAGCUGGAAGGAGUAACAACUACGUCGUGCGACAGUUCCAGGAUGGGGAUCGAGUGCGUGUACGAGAUUUUUUGUCAAACAGCAAAUGGAAAUUUGGUAGAAUUGCUGAAAAGACUGGAAAAUUACGGUAUGUUGUACGGUUGGAUGAUGGCAGAGUUUGGGAACGUCAUAUCGACCACAUUGCUGGCGUUGGUGCCAAUCUGCGCGAUGUCUCGCUUGAAGGCUCGGCGGACAAUUCUCCAGAGAAGUUGGACGUUGACCACUACAUUCGUACCUGCAGUUGGAGAGUCGUUGGCGAAAACUGCUGGUAA
Molecule: messenger RNA, 3924 nt
Organism: Topomyia yanbarensis
Lineage: Eukaryota; Metazoa; Arthropoda; Insecta; Diptera; Culicidae
Exons: 2
Coding region: 1-3924 (1307 amino acids)
Biological process (GO): DNA integration
Molecular function (GO): nucleic acid binding
Source: RefSeq, a predicted model, not a curated record